Miniopterus natalensis is the source of this 579-nucleotide messenger RNA. RefSeq names its product interferon epsilon (gene IFNE). NCBI's taxonomy places the organism in Eukaryota, Metazoa, Chordata, Mammalia, Chiroptera, Miniopteridae. Gene Ontology annotation, molecular function: cytokine receptor binding. Gene Ontology annotation, biological process: defense response. Gene Ontology annotation, cellular component: extracellular region. The record is from RefSeq and is a predicted model, not a curated record.
AUGGUUCACAAGCACUUCUUUGCAAUUGUGUUGGUGCUGUUGGCCUGCUCCACUGUCUUCUCCCUAGAAAUGAAACUUGUUCUCCAGCAAAGAAGAGUGAACCAAGAAAGCCUCAAACUCUUGAAUAAAUUGCAAUCCUCAUCAAUUCAGCAGUGUCUACCACACAGGAAAAACUUCCUGCUUCCCCAGAAGGCUGUGAAACCUCCCCAGGACGAGAACGGAUAUGCACUGACCAUUCUUCACGAGAUGCUUCAGCAGAUCUUCAACCUCUUCGGGGCAAAUGUUUCUCUGGAUGGUUGGGAGGAAAGCCGUAUGGAGAAGUUCCUCACUGAACUUCAUCAACAGCUAGAAUACCUAGAAAAGUUCAUGGGCCUGCAAGCAGAUCAGAAAAGUGGCACCGCAGAUAGUGAGAACCUUAGGUUACAGGUGAAAAUGUACUUCCGAAGGAUCCGGGAUUACCUGGAAAGGCAGGACUACAGCAGCUGCGCCUGGACUAUCGUCCAGGUGGAGAUCAACCACUGUUUGUUCUCUGUGUUCCCGCUCACGGGCAAGCUGAGCAAACAAGAAGUGGACGUUUGA